AAUAUAUUUGAGCAGAAUUCUUAGUGCCAGAUUAGAGUAGAAACUUUGCAGUUUGAAAAUUUACAACAUUUAUUUUGUGAUCAGUUCUCUAGCCUCCAAGAACCGGUUAACCGAAGUGCGAGUGCGAGGGUGGGGUUGAGUUGCGGAGCGACAGAAAUAAAGGCAGAAAUACCAUCGAGUGAAAGAACAACAACACAGCCGGAGUGUCGUUUUUCGAAUUCGAGCGGAUUUUGGAGCGUGCCAUGCAACGGUGUUGCGGAUUUGCGGUGCCCGGCGAACGAUGAAGGGUUGCCUGGUGCUGGCGGUGCUUCAGGGGGCGGUCCUGGUGGCUACCCUGACCUCAGGUCCAGCCGCCGAAUUUUCUCAGCACCAAAUCGUGAGGCCCUCGUUGGUGCACAGCCGUGAGAAGAGACACUUGAACUCGACCAGAAUCGCUGAGGGCAUCAACGAAAAAACCAACGAGAACAAUCACGUGCAUGACUUGGCCGUCUCGAUCAACAUAUCCGGCGAAGAUGUGGUUUUGGACUUGAAACUCAACCAGGAGCUCCUCGGCAAAUCGUACUUUGUGCGAACGCAGGGAAAGUCCAGCCCGCAGGUUCACAGGCCCUCGGCGGAUGAGGUGAAUCUCUGCGAGUACAACGGGAAAAUCAGAGGCAAACCCCAAUCCUGGGCUGCAAUAUCGACGUGCAGUGGACUGAGUGGUACCAUUUUUGAUGGGGAAGAAAUCCACUACAUUGAGCCAAAGAACAAGGAAGACGGACCAACAGGAGACCACUUCCUCUACAGACACUCCUCCCUUGAAUCCAACCACACUUGUGGAUUUCCUGACACUCCUCAUGUGAUUCAUCCAAAUCCUCUUCCUGGAAACAGAUUCAAAAGGAGUGUAGGCGAGGGCGACAGCGGAGUCAUCAGAGCCCCGUACAACUCGAACAAACAAUCUAGAUACGUAGAGCUAGUUUUUGUAGUAGACAAUGAGGAAUUCAAGCAGCUCGGCUCGGUCGAGAAGGUGCACAACCACUGCAAGAACAUCGCCAACAUAAUCAACGCACUCUAUUCGCCGCUCAACAUUUACAUCGCGCUGAUCGGAAUUGUGAUCUGGACCGAACGCGAUGAAAUUAAAAUCAACAAUAACGGAGAUGAAACCCUUUCUGCUUUCCUGCACUACAGGAGAGUUACCCUGGUCAAAGAGCACCCCAAUGACAAUGCUCAACUCCUCACGAGAAUGCAGUUCGAUGGGGGCGUCGUCGGCAAGGCUCUCAAGGGGCCCAUCUGCACAUUUGAGUUUUCUGGAGGCAUCAGCGUGGACCACAGUGCAACCGUGGGCCUGGUUGCCACCACAGUUGCCCAUGAAAUGGGCCAUAACUUUGGAAUGGAGCACGACACCAGCGACUGCAACUGCCCAACGGACCGGUGCAUCAUGGCGCCUUCUUCCAACUCCAAGCUCUUCACACACUGGAGCGACUGCAGUUUGGAAUACCUAGCGCAUGCCUUUGAGCAUGGGAUGGACUACUGCCUGAGAAACAAACCAGAAAAGUUAUUUGGCAGCCCAGUUUGCGGAAAUGACUUUGUAGAACCUGGUGAGCAGUGCGACUGUGGCCUUCCUGAGCAUUGCAAAAACCCUUGCUGCAACGCGGCCACUUGCAUGCUCCACUCCAACGCAACUUGUGCCACUGGGAAGUGCUGCGACUUAGACACCUGCCGGCCAAAACGGGCUGGAAUUGAGUGUCGGUCAGCUGAUCAUGAGUGUGAUCUGCCUGAGUUCUGUACUGGCGAGUCUGAGUUCUGUCCAGACAAUGUAUAUAAAAUCGAUGGAGAGCUAUGCAACAAGGCAAAGGCGUAUUGCUUCAAGGGAACCUGCAGAACGCAUUCAGACCAGUGCAAGUUGCUUUGGGGACCGUCGGGCCAAAACUCCGAAAGCAAGUGCUAUGAGGACAUGAACAUCAAAGGGUCUCAGCACGGCAAUUGUGGCUUCAACAGAUUGAAUCACUCGUACAUUAAGUGCGAGAGGAAAGACGUUCUUUGCGGGAUGCUGCACUGCAAACAUCUUAAUGAGAGACUAGAGUUUGGAAUGGAAUCGGUCGCGAUAUUGAGCCAGACCUUCCUCAACACACGCACUGGUGGAAUCAUUGCUUGCAGGAAUGCAAUUGUUGAUCUCGGAUUGAAUGAAGUGGAUCCAGGACUGGCACCAGAUGGUGCAAAAUGUGGAGAAGGAAAGAUGUGUGUCAACCAGAAAUGCAUGGCUGUUGAGUCACUGGUGGUAACGAAGUGCGAAAAUGACUGCAACGGUAAUGGAGUGUGCAACAGCAUGGGGCAGUGCCACUGCAAUGUGGGCUACGCGCCUCCCGACUGCAUUUCUGCUGGUUUUGGUGGAAGCCUCCAAAGUGGACCCGCGUCUGAUCCAAACGGCACUAGCAGCUUGCAGAAAUUACUUAUAUUUGUGUUGGCCGCCAUCCUGAUGAUCAUGGUGCUAUUCUUCACCGCAUACCUGGCGCAUAGCUGGCGCACCAAACGGCCCGUGCAAGACAGCAACAGCGCACACUCGAAAGGCGCCGACAUCAGCAAGCUCAAGGAGUCCAUCUCGCGUCCGCUGCCUUCGGCGACGUCUGAUAGCGCGCAGGCUUCCCUGCUCACGGCCACCGAGCAGUUGAACGCCCUGAUCGCGCAGCACCAGUCCCCGCCCCCUCCACCCUCGCUGCCUAAUCUGGUGCCAAUACGCCCGGCGCCGCCAAAACCAAUGUCCCCUCCCCCCACGGCCCCCGAGGCGCCGCCGGAGCCUCCGAAAGGCUAUCAGGCGGUGGCUGUCGACAGUCCGACCAACAACGGUGGCCCCCUCGAACCGCCGCCCAUCAAGGUGGUACGUGAAGGUACAUCCACCCUGUCCAGAAUUGCGUCCAUGCUGAAGCCCGUGCCCCACGGCCAGCCUCCAGCAGCCGUGCAAGCUAGGAACAAACCCAAGAUCAACAGGGAAAAUUUGAGAUCGCUUCAUAUAUCGGAGCCCAUUCCUCUACAGAACAUCGAAGUGCCUGGAGCAGUGGAAACGAAUGCAGCCCCUCGUCCAGUUGUGCUGCGAGCGCAUAGCAUGCGAGACCCGCAGUCUGUCCCGAAAGCACCUUUAACCUCGUUCGGCUCAAUGAGGGCGAAGCGGCCGACCAGCCUGGCGAGCAACAGGCCAUCGGCACCACCCCCGCGGCCGCCACCACAAAAGGACACUCACCAGUACGACGAUUGCGGCAACACCAUGCCUGACAUACCUGACGGACAGGCGCCCCUGGCCCACAUCGAUGAGGAGAACUCGCCUACCUCAGGUGACAACAUUUACGCCGUUAUUGAAGAGAGUCCGCCUCCAAUGUCAGCGAAGAAGAAUCUUCAGGAGAUUCCCAGGGUGUACACGACCCCGAACGGUGAGUACCAGUGUCCGAAACCGCCGGACAACGCGACUUCCUCUGGCAGCCUCGAGUCGGUUGGCCUCCUCUCGGAGAUCGUGUCUGAAAUGCAGGCGCGCAACAUUGAGUCGAUCUACACAACAAGCAGCAUCAAGGAUGAUGACAAGCGGUGUCCAAGCUCGCUGUCCAGUUCGACGAGUGGCACCUACGUCAACGCCAUGUACACCAACAUGCCGAGCAACUCGUCGCCCACGCCAAGCCAGGCGUCAAGCAACCAGUACUUGCGACCGUCGGCGAUGGCGCCUCCCGCCUUGCCGGUGGCCGACACGCCAGCUCCAUUCUCCACCUUCCGCACGGCCCCAAAGCCUCCGCAAUUACCCAAAGACAACAAGGUGGACACUCCUAAGCUGACGGCUGUUGUUAAUGCGCCGGAGGACAAACCGAAAUCAAUCGUCGAAGCACAAAAAGCGACCAACGGCCCGAAACCAAUCAUGAAGAGCGGCCAGAAACCUGAGGCGGCUGAAAAACCCAAGGUAACCUUCUCAAAAACAGCCACCUCCCCUGAGAGCAAAGCGCCAACGGCCGCCAAGCCUUCCGCGGCGGCCAAGUCUUCUGCAGCAGCCAAGCCUUCCGCAGCAACCAAGCCCUCAUCAGCUGCCGCCCCAAAGCCGCCGUCCAAGCCCGGCGACCGGGUGCGGCCACAAAUUUCGGGCCCGACGCUAAUCUCGAGCUCAGCGCCGGCCGUGGCGGCCAAACCAACGGCCGCGAAGGCCCCAAGCGCGGCGCUGGUCAAGUCGGUGCUGAUGGCGCACGAGGGGUCAAAGAUGGCGCAGCGGCCGCUGCCUGAGAAGCCGGUGGUGGCCAAGGUGCCUCCGCCGCCCGCGGCCAGGAAGACCGUCGGCCCCAAGUCAGGCGGCCCCGACCUCCUGGCCGCCUGCGACCGCCCGCCAAACAACCGCGGCCCAGACGUGCUUGAGAAACAGUCAAAGCAGCCGCCGCCCCCGCCGACCAGAGCGAACAACAGUGUUGCUGCCCUGCAGCACAAAUUUGAGUCAAGGGGGGCCAAGUAGGUUGUGGCUGAGAGUGCGAAAUGGCUGAAUUCUGUGAUACUAGUGAGCUGAAAGACAAUUUUUUAGUUUGCAGUUAAUAUCUUUAUACAAUUUUCGUUUUUAAUUCAAAAUGGUGCAAUCACCACCAAAGACAAAUCAGUUGACGACGAAGAACAUGUUUCUCGAUUGUACUACAAUUUAUGUUUCGAAGUUGAUUUAUUAAAUUCGAGAUCCGGUAUUGUCUCUCUUUAAAUGGCUGCUUUUUUUCAGAGAUUGUAGCUCUUGAUUAGGCGUAGCUUUUGUAUCGUUCCAAGCGGCCGAUUCAAUUUGUUGUCGAAGUUGUCUCGCUAGCUUGAGUAAAUUAGUUACUUUUUGCGCACGCUCAAAAGUCUGUCGUGUUCCGCGACUUGCAUUUGGAAAUAUUACAAAUAUAUAAUAUAUAUACGCACCUAAAUCGUAAAUUAAUGCCUGUCUGUCGAACAAACUGCACUGUGCUCGAGGCGAAACGCCAUGACUUCUCAAAAUCGAAUGAAAUUACACUUGAGACUGCUUCGUUUGGAGGUGUAAAAUUUAGGGAUCGCCGCCUCAAAACCCACUCGGAACAAUUGAAAGUCUUUCCCCCCCACCCCCUUUUCAGAUGCUUCCGCUGCAUCCCUCGCCCUUUCGACCACGCUCUUAAGAGCUCUCUCUCUCUAUCAGCAUUUAGUUCUACAUACAUAUAAUGCAGUUGCCUUAAUUGACCACUGUCGUACCAAACUCGUGGCACUUUCUCAGGUUAGGAUUAAAAAGUAGUUAUCACUCGCACUUGGCUGAGGAAGAUUAACGAGGUGCCGAAGAGAAAUUCGAACGUGUGUUUUGAUCGGGGUAGUUAGUGCUGCUUCACCCUUUUUAUUUUGAUAAACUCCAGUCAAAAUGAGUGUCUUGUGUUUUUCCGUUUCACUUGUUACCAAAGAUAAUUGAUAAUAAUUUAUGCAUCUACUGUUAAAUUUUGAGAUUGAUUGGCAGCGUAUUUUAUUCUUUUUUUACGGCGAAAUGAUUUCGAACAAGAGGCAGUUUAAUUAGGCUUAGGAAAUAUGAGUGAAAUUAUAUAGUGUCGUUAGAACCGUAAUUUAUUUUUGUUGUUGUAAUCAGAGCAAGCUGCACGAAAUGAAUUGUGCGUGGAAAGCUAAGCAUGAUUGUAAGUAAUUUAGUGUGUACCACACGAGAUUAAUAUAGAUGACAACUCAUCAAACAUUUAGACUUGAAUGUGCUGUAGAGCUAUUACUACUAUUCGUCGAUACUAUAAUGGAGAAACCAUGUAACCAACUGAACAGUCAGUGUUCCUAAUUUUUAAAAUUGGCUUUUUUUCGUAAAUUAUGAAUAAAACAUCACACUUCUGCAUCAAAAAA
Messenger RNA from Cloeon dipterum, 5820 nucleotides. RefSeq names its product meltrin (gene Meltrin). The transcript is spliced from 18 exons. Bases 281 to 4453 code for a protein of 1390 amino acids. The record is from RefSeq and is a predicted model, not a curated record. NCBI's taxonomy places the organism in Eukaryota, Metazoa, Arthropoda, Insecta, Ephemeroptera, Baetidae. Gene Ontology annotation, molecular function: metalloendopeptidase activity. Gene Ontology annotation, biological process: membrane protein ectodomain proteolysis.